AUGCCAGAGCAGCCAAUAUCUAGCAGACUGAGUCUCGCGCAGGCCGUAGUCAGUGCCAACAGCCGCUCGAAAGCUGUCAGCUUAGGCAUUGAAACCGGUGCCUCCGCAGAGCAAGAAGGUUGGGGGCAAGGCCAGCCCGUGGUCAAAGUACUGGGUAGGGAUAUCAGAGUCCUAAAGCGAUGGGGUUACAAUCCUCGAGAGGGCGAUUCCGCAGAAGCAGGCGGCUCGCACGGAGAUGCUACAGCCUCUCAGUCCCUGGAUGAUACUCUAGGCCAAGAAGUGGCAGAGGGUUCGGAAAGCAUGCCUCCGUUAUGGGGCAUUGACCUCGAGGCAUUGAAAAGCACCCAUGGAAAACGGUCCUCUGGCCCUUCAAAAUCCGGUAACAGCCUUCCUAUAUACACACCGGAAUCUGCACGGUCGUAUCUAUUGAAAGCGUUUGCGCAAGUCUUACCAGAAGAUCGCAAUUCCCCGAAACGAUCGGCACGAAAGACUGCGGCUCAGCUAGAAACUGAGAGGGAGGUUACUUUAGGCCACCUUCUAAGUUCCAUCGAUAUGGCGUGCCUGGGCUUGGUCGGAAGCAUGUGGAAUAUGAGAUCUUGA
This is a messenger RNA of Aspergillus terreus NIH2624, 600 nucleotides long. RefSeq lists its product as uncharacterized. The transcript has 3 exons. The record is from RefSeq and is a predicted model, not a curated record. Lineage: Eukaryota; Fungi; Ascomycota; Eurotiomycetes; Eurotiales; Aspergillaceae. The coding region runs from base 1 to 600 and encodes 199 amino acids.